AUAAAAACAUGGUUGACUGACGUUUUAUAAAAGUUAUUAUUGCAAAUAUAAAAAAUAUUAAAUAAUUGAGUAUUUUGUUUUCAUACAAGUUACUAUAUAUACCAUCUAUAUAUUAAAAAAUUAAAAAGUCAUCAAUAAUUUUGUAUUAUUUAUUCAAUUUAUCAUCAUUAUAAAUUAAAUAAUGGAUCGAAGAAGUAGAUCUAGAGAACGUGAACAAGAUCGUGAACGUGAACGUGAACGUGAUCGUGAACGUGAUCGUGAUCGUGAUAGAAGAGAUCGUCGUCGUUCACGUAGUCGUUCAAAAGAUCGUAAAAGAGAUCGUAAACGUUCAAAAACUCCUGAUAAACUUCAAAAACGUGAUAGAUCAAGAGAACGUAUUAAAGGAUCAAAUACAAAUUCUAAAGAUAAUAAAAAACGUAAAUCAAGUCCAACAGCAUCAUCAACAGGUUUAUUUAUUCAUGAUGAUGAAAUUAAAAAACAUGACAAUGAAAAAAAUGAUGAUAAAUCAACUAAAAAUAUUGCUAAAAUAGAUGAUAAUGAUAAUGAUGAAGAAAAUAAUGAUAAAACAAAAACUAAAGAACUUGAUCAACAACAACAACAUAAACAAAAAAAAAAAGAACCACUUAGUUUGGAAGAAUUAUUGGCAAAAAAAAAAGCUGAAGAAGAAGCAAGAUCAAAACCAAAAUUUUUAACAAAAGAAGAAAGAGCAGCAUUGGCAUUGGAAAAACGUCAACAAGCUGUUGAAAAUAUGAAAAAUCAACAAGAUGAAGAUAGACGUAAAUUUUUUUCAAAACAACAAGAAAGUUCAUCAUCAACAUCAACAUCAACAUCAACACAUUGUGAUUUAGAUAAUAAUAAUGAUGAUGAUACAAAUAAUAAACGUCGUGAACGUGAACGUGAUCGUGAUCGUGAACGUGAUCGUGAACGUGAACGUGAUAAUAAUAAUUCAACAUUAAAAUAUACAAAUGAAGAUAAAGAAAAAGAAGUUGAAGCAAUUAAAGAAAGAUAUCUUGGUCAAGUUAAAAAAAAAAGACGUGUUAGAAGAUUAAAUGAUCGUAAAUUUGUAUUUGAUUGGAAUGCAUCAGAGGAUACAUCAGUUGAUUAUAAUAAUAUAUAUAAAGAACGUCAUCAGGUACAAUUUUUUGGUCGUGGUAAUUUAGCUGGUAUUGAUAUUAAAGCACAAAAACUUGAUCAAUCGGAAUUUUAUGGUAAAUUAUUAAAAAAACGUAGAACAGAAGCUGAAAAAGAACAAGAAAAAAUGAGAUUAAAAAAAGUUAAACAAAAAGAAGAAAAACAAAAAUGGGAUGAUCGUCAUUGGUCAGAUAAACAAUUAAAUGAAAUGACUGAAAGAGAUUGGCGUAUAUUUAAAGAAGAUUAUAAUAUAACAAUAAAAGGUGGACGUAUACCAGAUCCAAUAAGAUCAUGGAAAGAAUCAAAUUUUCCAAAAGAAAUACUUGAUAUUAUUGAAAAAGUUGGAUAUAAAGAUUUAACACCAAUUCAACGACAAGCAAUACCAAUUGGUUUACAAAAUCGUGAUAUUAUUGGUGUUGCUGAAACUGGAUCUGGUAAAACAUUGGCAUAUUUAAUACCACUAUUGUUGUGGAUAACAUCAUUGCCAAAAAUUGAAAAAGUUAAAAAUGCUGAUCAAGGACCAUACAGUAUUAUAUUGGCACCAACACGUGAGCUGGCACAACAAAUUGAAGAAGAAACAAAUAAAUUUGGUAAUACACUUGGUAUACGUUGUGUACUUGUUGUUGGUGGUUUAUCACGUGAAGAACAAGGUUUAAGAUUACAAAUGGGUUGUGAUAUUGUUAUUGCAACACCUGGACGUCUUAUUGAUGUACUUGAAAAUCGUUAUUUAGUAUUAAAUCAAUGUACAUAUAUUGUACUUGAUGAAGCUGAUAGAAUGAUUGACAUGGGUUUUGAGGGUGAUGUACAAAAAAUAUUAGGCUAUAUGCCAUUGACAAAUUUAAAACCUGAUAAUGAUGAUGCUGAAGAUGGAGAAAAAUUAUUAGCAAAUUAUACGAAAAAAAAAUAUCGUCAAACUGUUAUGUUUACAGCAACAAUGCCAACAGCUGUUGAAAGACUUGCUAGAACAUAUUUACGUCGUCCAGCAGUUGUUUAUAUUGGUAGUAUUGGUAAACCAACUGAAAGAACUGAACAAAUAAUACAUAUUAUGGGUGAAUCAGAUAAACGUAGAAAACUUAUGGAAUUAUUAAGUCGUGGAUUUGAACCACCAAUAAUAAUAUUUGUUAAUCAAAAAAAAGGUGCUGAUGUACUUGCACGUAGUCUUGAAAAACUUGGUCAUAAUGCAUGUACAUUACAUGGUGGUAAAGGACAAGAACAACGUGAAUAUGCACUUGCAUCAUUAAAAGGUGGUAAUAAAGAUAUACUUGUUGCAACUGAUGUUGCUGGUAGAGGUAUUGAUAUUAAAGAUGUAUCAACUGUUAUUAAUUAUGAUAUGGCUAAAACAAUUGAAGAUUAUACACAUAGAAUUGGUAGAACUGGUCGUGCUGGUAAAAAUGGUCUUGCAAUAUCAUUUUGUACAAAAGAUGAUAGCCAUUUGUUUUAUGAUCUCAAACAAAUUAUAUUAUCAAGUCCAAUAUCAACUUGUCCACCACAAUUAUUAAAUCAUCCUGAUGCACAACAUAAACCUGGUACUGUUGUAACUAAAAAAAAACGUGAAGAGCAAAUAUUUGCUUAAUGAUAAUAAUAAUAAUGAAUAAUAAUGCAAGUGUCAACUUGACAAUUUGGAUUCAACCAACAUCACCACCAUUAUUUUCAAGUGUAAAAUUAAAUUAUUUUAUAUUCAUCAUUGAAAAAAAAAAAGAAAUUUAAUAAUAAAAACUACAAACAAAUAA
Messenger RNA from Aphidius gifuensis, 2861 nucleotides. Its product is annotated as probable ATP-dependent RNA helicase DDX23. The transcript has 3 exons. Lineage: Eukaryota; Metazoa; Arthropoda; Insecta; Hymenoptera; Braconidae. Gene Ontology annotation, cellular component: catalytic step 2 spliceosome. The coding region runs from base 182 to 2704 and encodes 840 amino acids. The record is from RefSeq and is a predicted model, not a curated record. Gene Ontology annotation, molecular function: RNA helicase activity; ATP binding; RNA binding. Gene Ontology annotation, biological process: mRNA splicing, via spliceosome.